Messenger RNA from Colletotrichum chrysophilum, 3579 nucleotides. RefSeq lists its product as uncharacterized. Bases 1 to 3579 code for a protein of 1192 amino acids. Lineage: Eukaryota; Fungi; Ascomycota; Sordariomycetes; Glomerellales; Glomerellaceae. The record is from RefSeq and is a predicted model, not a curated record. Gene Ontology annotation, cellular component: kinesin complex. Gene Ontology annotation, biological process: nucleoside metabolic process. The transcript has 5 exons. Gene Ontology annotation, molecular function: catalytic activity; ADP binding; protein binding.
AUGCCUAAUCUCCAAUCCUACACUGUCGGCUGGAUAUGCGCUAUUCCCACCGAGUUGGCUGCCGCCCGCACCUUUCUCGAUGAAAAACAUGCCACCCCUGAAGCGGUCUCACGGAAUGACAACAACAGUUACACUCUCGGAACGAUUGGAAAGCACAACAUUGUCAUUGCUGUUAUGCCUAAGAGAGAGUAUGGUAUUGCUGCUGCCGCUACCGUGGCGAGAGACAUGGUCCACAGCUUCCCUAAUAUCCGUAUUGGAUUGAUGGUUGGUGUUGGAGGCGGCGCCCCAAGCAAACAACACGACGUACGCCUCGGCGAUGUGGUUGUCGGAAGUCGUGAUGGUGGAAAAGGCGGCGUCAUUCAGUAUGACUACGGCAAGAUGAUGCAGAAUCAGGCCUUCGUUGAAACCGGGAGCUUAAACCAACCGCCACCAGCCUUGCUAAACGCCGUUGCCGCACUCGAGACCGAGUAUAUGAUGCAGGGCCCUGAACUCGACUCCAAGGUCGAAAAGGCCUUGACUCCAUGGAAACGACUUCAGAAAACACACUCACGCCCGCCUGCAAGUGCCGAUCGGCUCUACACACCAGACUUCGCCCACCCGCUCGAGUCUUCUGCACCUUGCUCUCAGACAUGCCCCGCAAACACCGCCAAUAUCAUUUCUCGAGACGAACGGGGUGAACACGAAGACAGCCCUACUAUCCAUUAUGGACUAAUUGCUUCCGCAAACCAGGUGAUGAAGAAUGCCAAGAUACGAGACAAACUUUCGGCGGAAAAGGGCGUCUUAUGCUUUGAGAUGGAAGCAGCCGGCCUGAUGAACCACUUCCCGUGCUUGGUUAUCCGCGGUAUAUGCGAUUACUCUGACUCGCACAAAAACAAGGAGUGGCAAGGCUUCGCGGCUAUGACGGCUGCAGCAUACGCGAAGGAUCUUCUACUUCAGAUUGCGCCAACCAGUGUCGAAGCUGAGAAGCCAAUUAGCGAAGUACUUGGUUCUAUUCAUAAAGAUGUACAGCGGUUGAACCAGACGACAAAUGAGACAAAGAUGGCAGUUGAGACAAUGCAUUCUGAGCAAAGGGUUUUCUAUGUCGACCUUCAACAAGGUAUACAAGAUCUCAAGCUCAGCAAAGUUGAAGACCUUUCUAUUGCCCGCAAUCCUCAUUUCGUUGUACCGUUUCCUUCCGAUCCCCAUUUCGUGAGCCGGUCCGACAUCUGGACAUGGAUUGAAAAGCAAUAUGCUGGGCCUGAAAGCCGCUUCGCUCUUGUGGGCAUGGGCGGAUUUGGCAAAUCCCAGAUGGCCAUCCAAUUCGCUCACCACCUCCACGCUACCUCACCCAAAACCAGCGUCUUCUGGGUCCACGGAAGCACGAAGGCGACAUUCGAAGAGUCCUAUCGCUCUAUAGCAGAAGUGCUAGCGCUGCCCCGUCGCCACGACUCUGACGCCAAUGUCCUACUACUGGUCCGCGACUGGCUACAAAGAGAGGAUGUAAGCCCGUGGCUGAUGAUUGUCGACAAUGCAGAUGAUGUCAAGAUGCUAAUCUCCAAGAAUACUGAUGAAACGUAUCUAUCGUAUCUACCUAAGAGAGAAAACGGCAAGAUCCUGAUCACGUCGCGCAGCUGGGACGCCGCGGACGAGUUGACUGGUAACGUCAAGAUGAUUUUCAGGGUCCCAACAAUGGAGGAAGCACAGGCACUACAACUCUUUCAAAAGAAAAGUGGCCGAGAUGAUAACGACGCUGCUGUGUUGCGCCUGAUCGACACCCUCGACUAUGUUCCGCUCGCCAUCAACCAAGCAGCCGCGUACAUAUACACACGAAGUCCUCGGGUGACCGUUGAGUCGUAUUUGGAGGAAUUCCGCAACAGCGAAAACCGAAAAGACUUACUGCUUCGCCUCAAUACAGGAGACAAUCGACGUUACGCAGGCGUGUCCAAUUCCGUUGUAGUGACGUGGCAGUUAACGUUUGAACAAAUCAAACGGGAGCAGCCGCGGGCGGCGAACCUUCUUUCACUGAUGAGCUUUUUCCAAGCACAAAAUAUCCCAGAGUAUAUGUUGCACAACUAUAACAGCGGCAACACAGAUUCUAAAGAGGCCAAUGAUAGGCAUGGGGAAACCAGCGGUGUCGACUUCGAGGAUGACCUGGACGUGCUCCGGGGCUACUCACUCGUUACCAUGACAGCAACGCCGGGUGUCUUAGAGAUGCACUCGCUACCUUUAUUGGACAAACCGCCGUCAGAAGAACGCAACCGCCUGGAAUGGAGCAAGUUACUAACGAAUGUGUCGUGGUACUUGGUGAUGCUUGGCAACUAUUCUAGGGCAGAGGUUUUAGUACAAGACGCUAUUAGGAUCAGGACGGAAAGACUAGGAGAGGAGGAUCCCUUGACGCUGACGAGCAUGGCCAACCUGGCGUCGACGUACAGCAACCAAGGCCGAUGGAAGGAAGCCGAGGAGCUGGAGGUGCGGGUGAUGGAGACGCGAAAGAGGGUGCUUGGAGAGGAGCAUCCCGACACGCUGACGAGCAUGGCCAACCUGGCGUCUACAUACAGGAACCAAGCCCGAUGGAAGGGAGCCGAGGAGCUAGAGGUGCGGGUUAUAGAGACAAGUUUGAGGGUGCUUAGAGAGGAGCAUCCCAACACGCUGACGAGCAUGGCAAACCUGGCGGCGACGUAUGAGAACCAAGGCCAAUGGAAGGAGGCUGAGGAGCUAUUUUUGCGGGUGAUAGACACAAGAAAGAGGGUGCUUGGAGAGCAGCAUCCCUCGACGCUGACGAGCAUGGGCAACCUGGCGUCAACGUAUAGCAACCAAGGCCGAUGGAAGGAAGCCGAGGAGCUGGAGGUGCGGGUGAUGGAGAUGAGAAAGAGGGUGCUUGGAGGGGAGCAUCCUGAUACGCUAAUAAGCAAGGACAACCUGGGGUCAACGUUUUUGAACCAAGGUCAGUGGAAGGAGGCUGAGGAGCUAUUUGUGCGGGUGAUGGAGACAAGUUUAAGGGUGCUUGGAGAGGAGCAUCCCGACGCGCUGACGAGCAUGGCUAACCUGGCGUUAACGUUUUGGAGCCAAGGCCGAUGGAAGGAGGCCGAGGAGCUGGAGGUGCGGGUGGUGGAGAUGAGGAAGAGGGUGCUUGGAGAGGAGCAUCCCCACACGCUGCUGAGCAUGGCCAACCUGGCGUUAACGUUUUCGAACCAAGGCCGAUGGAAGGAGGCCGAGGAGCUGGAGGUGAGGGUGAUGGAGAUGAGGAAGAGGGUGCUUGGAGAGGAGCAUCCCUCAACGCUGAUAAGCAUGGGCAACCUGGCGUUGACGUUUUGGAACCAAGGCCGAUGGAAGGAGGCCGAGGAGCUGGAGGUGCGGGUGAUGGAGACGAGGAAGAGGGUGCUUGGAGAGGAGCAUCCCGACACGCUGACGAGCAUGUACAACCUGGCUGAUACUUGGAAAUCUCAGAAUCGGUGGAAAGAUGCGAUUCAGCUUCUGCAGCAUUGUGUUCGCCUCAGAGGGAACGUUCUUGGUAUGGAUCACCCAGAUACUAUAUUUGCCGUAUCAGCCCUGUCGAACUGGGAACUAGAGUUCAGGGAAACUAGUCAUAAGUUUCUAUAA